GUCUACGUCACGGCCAGCUCCCCGGAUGCGGCUGUGAUUGACUCCACCAAGCAGAAAGAGAUCGAAAGCCGAGUGGCGGUGCUGCAGCCCCAGUGGUCGUUGGCAGGAUGCAGACCAUAAAGUGUGUGGUGGUGGGAGACGGGGCAGUGGGUAAAACCUGCCUGCUCAUCUCUUAUACAACCAAUGCCUUCCCCGAAGAGUACAUUCCCACAGUGUUUGACAACUACAGCGCUCAGAUGAGCGUGGAUGGCCGCACCGUCAGCCUCAACUUGUGGGACACAGCAGGCCAGGAGGAGUACGACCGCCUGCGUACCCUCUCCUAUCCCCAGACCAACGUUUUCAUCAUAUGUUUUUCCAUUGGCAGCCCCUCCUCCCACGCCAAUGUCAGGCACAAGUGGCACCCUGAGGUGUCCCACCACUGCCCCAACGUGCCUAUCCUCCUGGUGGGCACCAAGAGAGACCUGAGAGGUGAUGCAGAAACGGUGAAGAAGCUAAAGGAGCAGGGUCUGGCCCCUACCACCCAGCAGCAAGGCAACGCCCUGGCCAAGCAGAUUGGGGCUGUUAAAUACAUGGAGUGUUCUGCACUUCUGCAGGAUGGCGUCAGGGAGGUGUUUGCUGAAGCUGUGAGGGCAGUGUUGUAUCCAGUCACGAAAAAGAAUCCCAAGAAGUGUGUGCUGUUGUAAUAAAUAGUUCCCAGAUUUGGACUGUGGAGAAGGAUGAUGGAGGUCCACAGAUGCAACGGAAGGCCGAGGAACAAAGGUUGCCACCUGGCUGCCUCUAUGCCGCCUCCUCUGUUACUCCUCUCUUCCUUAUUCAUCUUCCGGAGGAUCUCACUGUGUUGCCAUCAUCACCAAAGUGACUAUGCCUAAAUGACAAAUGGGCAGCAGACCGUAUCUCCUCUAUUUUUCUUACAUUUUAACUUUUGAUAUUUACACAUUUUCAAUUUAUGUCUGUUGUAGAUUUAUAGCUUCUCUGCUUUGCCUUAUAAAAUUCUUAUCAUGGUUGUCACAAGCCAUAAUAACAUCUAAACCAACCAACCAAGCUACCCUGUUUGACUGGAGAGAAGAGAUCUGCCUUUGUUCAGGUGGAGAACUAAUGACUACCUCAUAUUCUCACCUAGGUUGCAUCUCAUGAGUCUCAAGCAACGUUGCCAUCAAGAUGCUUUGACUUGCCUAUUUAGAUGUAAUGAACAGCCAAGUAGAAGGUGAAAAAGUUUUAAUUUCAAGCAGCUUGAGUCCAGACAAGGUGUGAUGACUCUUGGACAAAUGCCAGUACCCCUUAACCAAAUGCACAGAUGAAAGGUUAAAUUCCCUAGCUGCAAUUCUCCUUGUGCUCAGUCUGGCGUGUUAGAGCUGCCUGGCAGGCUGCCCUUCCAGCAUCCUGCACUGCUCUCUCACUUCCCCGCAUGGAAGAGCCAAUAGGCCUUUGAAGAUAAGCCGGACUCAUUAAAUGCAGCCGACCAUCUGCCCUCUUCAGUAAUAGAGGAGCAGGUUAUCAUAAGGCCUCUGCUAAGUUAACCCACACUGGCCAGGAAGUCAGAUUGUAGUAGAGCUCUCCUCUGUCUACAUCUUAACCCACACCGAGUGCCAUUAAAAACAUGCCUAAGAAUUCCUUUUUGACAGGGUGGAGUCAAGGAGACUGUAUUUUGUCUAAUAUGGUGAAUUUACUCUGUAAAUGAUUUUUUUGUCCUCAGAUGUUUUUAACUUACAAAUGCGGUUAUGGCCAAAGUUGAAUAUAUUUUUUUGUAAUAGCCUAUGUUUAUUUGAUCAAUAAGAUGUAUGUGUGCUGUAGUUAAUACUCAGAUUUUAUAAACCGGAACUCCAUAAUGCUUCCCUUGUCAGUUACUUUAUCGUCUUACAUUUGAGGUCAGCAGACUAUGACCACUGCAGAAUGAUUCAGUGUAGCAUAUAAUACCAGAAUAAGUUUUAACUGGCUUACGCUAGGCUAUAUAUUCUUAUCCUAUAUUGUCUUGGUUAGGUGAUUAUUUCAUCUUGGAGGUGGCAGUGUCACGACUGCCUUGGUAACCACGUAACAGCAGUUUAUCUACAAUAUGAAAGGAGCUUUUUAUUUGGUCAGGUGCCUUAUCUAAACCAAAGACCAGAGCAGCGCUCCUUUGUCCAAUCAAAGGUUCCCCUUAAAGUGCUGCCAGUGCCACGAGACAUUUUAAGUCCAACCAACUCAGUUUCAUUUUUGUAAUUUUUCAGAAUCUUUGUGCCUCAGUUCCUGCCAGUAAAUACUCUCUUCUCGCAGCCUUUUUUUUUUUUUUUUUUGUAAGACACAGGUGCUAAACUGACAUCUUGCACGGCAUGUCUGUGUACGUUUGUGAAAUGGAGCGCUCAUGGCUCACAGCUAUCAACAGAUUGUGGUUUACAUCCCUGCAUUGCAUGUUGCAGUGAGGGCAAAGCACAAGCUCCACUUUCAUACGUUUAGCAAGAGCUGCGUUGGUGGAAUGUGCUUUGUCACAUCUGAGGAUUUUUAGACGUUUUAUAGGAUAUUUUCUGUAACACAAGGUUGCCCGUUUGUGCCUACAGCUGCCAGCAAUAAUAGCAAGCCUUUUUUAACUAUAGUUAUUUUUCAUUUACACCUUUGAGUGGGGUAAGUUGACGUAGACUGGCCUGUGUAAAGUCUAGAAUAACUGCAGCGCAAUACAAGCAGGAGGUUUAGUGCAACAGUGAUGCAGUUUAAGAUCUGCCAAAAGAUGUGUGAAAAUUUCCCAGAUCUGUGUGUGGAGGGUUGAAUGUAAGUGCACAAUAUGUAAAACUGUCAUCUGUGGUGAGCUUGUUUUUUUUUUGUUUUUUUCUUUUUUGCCAUGUCCCGAUUUCACUCAGUUAAUGCUGUUAAAGUGGAACAUACACCUGUGGGCUCUCUGUGUCCUGGAGCUGUAUGCUACCGUGUGCGUGGUACUACGCUUUUACACUGGGAACUUGAUUUGUAGAAAUCUGUAAUUGUUUUAUAAAUAACAAAAGCAUAUUUGUAUAAAUGAACUAACAGUGAGAUGAUUUUAAAUUAUGCCAAAUAAAAUGGUGGUUAAAGCCA
This is a messenger RNA of Amphiprion ocellaris (clown anemonefish), 3036 nucleotides long. RefSeq names its product ras homolog gene family, member Gd (gene rhogd). Gene Ontology annotation, biological process: regulation of actin cytoskeleton organization; small GTPase-mediated signal transduction; actin filament organization. The record is from RefSeq and is a predicted model, not a curated record. Gene Ontology annotation, cellular component: cell cortex; cytoplasmic vesicle; plasma membrane. The coding region runs from base 108 to 683 and encodes 191 amino acids. Gene Ontology annotation, molecular function: GTP binding; GTPase activity; protein kinase binding. NCBI's taxonomy places the organism in Eukaryota, Metazoa, Chordata, Actinopteri, Pomacentridae. The transcript has 2 exons.